Messenger RNA from Sapajus apella (tufted capuchin), 3698 nucleotides. RefSeq names its product microtubule affinity regulating kinase 3 (gene MARK3). Gene Ontology annotation, molecular function: protein serine/threonine kinase activity; ATP binding. Gene Ontology annotation, biological process: intracellular signal transduction; protein phosphorylation. Gene Ontology annotation, cellular component: plasma membrane; cytoplasm. The record is from RefSeq and is a predicted model, not a curated record. Lineage: Eukaryota; Metazoa; Chordata; Mammalia; Primates; Cebidae. The coding region runs from base 673 to 3093 and encodes 806 amino acids. The transcript is spliced from 19 exons.
UCCGGCAGCAGGAGGCAGCAGAGGAAGCCGAGGGGCGGCCAUCUUGAGUCCGUGAGGCUCCGAGGUGCCGGGGUGCGGAGGCGGCGGCGGCAGAGGUAGCGGCAGCCGCUAGGGCGGAGGCUGAGGCAGCAAGCUCGCUGGAGAGGGAGAAGCAGCUUGGCGCAGGCGUCUUCUCCGCAGGCCGCUCCAUGGUCGGCGCCUACAGCCCGCGGCGGCCUGUCUUGCGCUCCACUUCCUUCACAUCCUCCUCUGCCUCCUGUUUUUCAAGGGCCGCCGGCGGCGCUGUGUGGAGGCCCGCGAGCUGAAAUUCGCGGCGCGACGGGCGGGAGUGCAGAAGGAGGCCAGGGGGCCGGGGCUCGCGGGGCGCCCAGAGACGAGGGGACGCCGGCGGGCGGAAGCGCAGCACGCCGCCCGCAGCCUCAGCCCCGCCACUGCCGCCCUCCCGGGCUCCUCGCCGCGGCCGCCGGGGCAGGGAGAGAAUGAGCCCCGGUACCCGCCGGGGUACGGCCCGGGCCAGGCCCGGGAUCUAGACAGCCGUAGGGGGAAGGGAGCCGCCCUCCCCACGGCGCCGCUCCAGAACUGCCGUGGACUCGAGGACGCUGGUCGCCGGCCUUCUGGGGCUGUGCUGUUUUGUUUUCACCCUCGCAUUGUGCAGAAUUAAAGUGCAGUAAAAUGUCCACUAGGACCCCAUUGCCAACAGUGAAUGAACGAGACACUGAAAACCACACGUCACAUGGAGAUGGGCGUCAAGAAGUUACCUCUCGCACCAGCCGCUCAGGAGCUCGGUGUAGAAACUCUAUAGCUUCCUGUGCAGAUGAACAGCCUCACAUCGGAAACUACAGACUGUUGAAAACAAUCGGCAAGGGGAAUUUUGCAAAAGUAAAAUUGGCAAGACAUAUCCUUACAGGCAGAGAGGUUGCAAUAAAAAUAAUUGACAAAACUCAGUUGAAUCCAACAAGUCUACAAAAGCUCUUCAGAGAAGUAAGAAUAAUGAAGAUUUUAAACCAUCCCAAUAUAGUGAAGUUAUUCGAAGUCAUUGAAACUGAAAAAACACUCUACCUAAUCAUGGAGUAUGCAAGUGGAGGUGAAGUAUUCGACUAUUUGGUUGCACAUGGCAGAAUGAAGGAAAAAGAAGCAAGAGCUAAAUUUAGACAGAUCGUGUCUGCAGUUCAAUACUGCCAUCAGAAACGGAUCGUACAUCGAGACCUCAAGGCUGAAAAUCUAUUGUUAGAUGCCGAUAUGAACAUUAAAAUAGCAGAUUUCGGUUUUAGCAAUGAAUUUACUGUUGGCAGUAAACUCGACACAUUUUGUGGCAGUCCUCCAUAUGCAGCACCGGAGCUCUUCCAGGGCAAGAAAUACGACGGGCCAGAAGUGGAUGUGUGGAGUCUGGGGGUCAUUUUAUACACACUAGUCAGUGGCUCACUUCCCUUUGAUGGGCAAAACCUAAAGGAACUGAGAGAGAGAGUAUUAAGAGGGAAAUACAGAAUUCCCUUCUACAUGUCUACAGACUGUGAAAACCUUCUCAAACGUUUCCUGGUGCUAAAUCCAAUUAAACGCGGCACUCUAGAGCAAAUCAUGAAGGACAGGUGGAUCAAUGCAGGGCAUGAAGAGGAUGAACUCAAACCGUUUGUUGAACCAGAGUUAGACAUCUCAGACCAAAAAAGAAUAGAUAUUAUGGUGGGAAUGGGAUAUUCACAAGAAGAAAUUCAAGAAUCUCUUAGUAAAAUGAAAUAUGAUGAAAUCACAGCUACAUAUUUGUUAUUGGGGAGAAAAUCUUCAGAGCUGGAUGCUAGUGAUUCCAGUUCUAGCAGCAAUCUUUCACUUGCUAAGGUUAGGCCAAGCAGUGAUCUCAACAACAGUACUGGCCAGUCUCCUCACCACAAAGUGCAGAGAAGUGUUUCUUCGAGCCAGAAGCAAAGACGCUACAGCGAUCAUGCUGGACCAGCUAUUCCUUCUGUUGUGGCGUAUCCGAAAAGGAGUCAGACCAGCACUGCAGAUAGUGACCUCAAAGAAGAUGGAAUUUCCUCCCGGAAAUCAGGUGGCAGUUCUGUUGGAGGAAAGGGAAUUGUUCCAGCCAGUCCCAUGCUUGGGAAUGCAAGUAAUCCCAAUAAGGCGGAUAUUCCUGAACACAAGAAAAGCUCCACUGUCCCUAGUAGUAACACAGCAUCUGGCGGAAUGACACGGCGAAAUACUUACGUUUGCAGUGAGAGAACUACAGCUGAUAGACACUCAGUGAUUCAGAAUGGCAAAGAAAACAGCCUGACAGAAAUGUUCGCUUACGCAGCUAGCCCUGCCUCAGUUUGUACCACAUCUACCUGUCGGCUGAGACAUCAGAAGUCGAUGUCCAUGUCAGCCUCUGGGCACCCCAAGAUGAUGUUACCUCCAAUAGACAGUGAAGGAGAUAACUUCAAGUCUAUCACUGUUCCUGAUCAGAGAACUCCAGUUGCUUCAACACACAGUAUUAGCAGUGCAGCCACCCCGGAUCGAAUCCGCUUCCCAAGAGGCACCGCCAUUCGUAGCACUUUCCACGGCCAGCCCCGGGAACGGCGAACCGCCACAUAUAAUGGCCCUCCUGCCUCUCCCAGCCUGUCCCAUGAAGCCACACCAUUGUCCCAUACUCGAAGCCGAGGCUCCACUAAUCUCUUUAGUAAAUUAACUUCAAAACUCACAAGGAGAAACAUGUCAUUCAGGUUUAUCAAAAGGCUUCCAACUGAAUAUGAGAGGAACGGGAGAUAUGAGGGCUCAAGUCGCAAUGUAUCUACUGAGCAAAAGGAUGAAAAUAAAGAAGCAAAACCUCGAUCCCUACGCUUCACCUGGAGCAUGAAAACCACUAGUUCAAUGGAUCCCGGGGACAUGAUGCGGGAAAUCCGCAAAGUGUUAGACGCCAAUAACUGCGACUAUGAGCAGAGGGAGCGCUUCUUGCUCUUCUGUGUCCACGGCGAUGGGCACGCAGAGAGCCUCGUGCAGUGGGAAAUGGAAGUAUGCAAGCUGCCAAGACUGUCUCUGAACGGGGUCCGGUUUAAGCGGAUAUCGGGGACAUCCAUAGCCUUCAAAAAUAUUGCUUCCAAAAUUGCCAAUGAGCUAAAGCUGUAACCCAGUAAUUAUGAUGUAAAUUAAGUAGCAAUUAAAGUGUUUUCCUGAACACUGAUGGAAAUGUAUAGAAUAAUAUUUAGGCAAUAAUGUCUGCAUCUUCUAAAUCAUGAUAUUAAAGUCUGAGGACGAGAGCACGCCUGGGAGCAAAAGCUGGCCUUUUUUCUACAAAUGCACUACAUUAAAGAUGUGCAACCUUUGCGCCCCCUGUCCUCCUUCCAUUGCCCUAAGAGUCAGCGUGUGGCCCCAUCUCCAUGUGCCUCCCGUCUGGGUGGGUGUGAGAGUGGACUGUGUGUGUGUGAAGUGGUCUAUAUGGAAGCAUCUCCCUACACUGGCAGCCAGUCAUUACUAGUACCUCUGCGGGAGAUCAUCUGGUGCUACAACAUUAAAAUUGCCAAGGAGGAAAAUGCUGAAUUACUGCUAAGAAUUAACCUUAAGAUUAGUUCAUAGUUAAUACAGGUUUACAGUUCAUGCCUGUGGUUUUGUGUUUGUUGUUUCGUGUGUGUUUUUUUUUUAGUGCAAAAGAUUUAUAGUUGUGAACAUUGCUUGUGUGUGUUUUUCUAAGUAGAUUCACAAGAUAAUUAAAAAUUCACUUUUUCUCAGUAAAA